CCUGAUCCAGUCCAGGAGGGGGUAGAGCUGGAGGCGCUGGGUGUGGAGUCCGCAGGACUGGUCGGGAGGCCGUGUCGGGAGUGAGAGAGUCUGAUCGGGCUCGAGCGGCGCUGAAGGGCCCGUCCUGGGUCUAGGGGAGAGAAUCUCUUCUGUGAGACCCGCCUUCCCCAGCCCCGGCCCCUCCCAGUUCCCCCAGCGACGGCCGCUUCCUGCUCUUGGUCGCAACCAUGGCUGAAGAACAACCUCAGGUCGAAUUGUUCGUAAAGGCUGGCAGUGAUGGGGCCAAGAUCGGAAACUGCCCCUUCUCCCAGAGACUGUUCAUGGUGCUCUGGCUCAAGGGAGUUACCUUCAAUGUCACCACUGUGGACACCAAGAGGCGGACUGAGACGGUACAGAAACUGUGCCCAGGGGGACAGCUCCCUUUCCUGCUGUACGGCACUGAAGUGCACACAGAUACCAACAAGAUUGAGGAAUUUCUGGAGGCAGUGCUAUGCCCUCCCAGGUACCCCAAGCUGGCAGCUCUGAACCCUGAAUCCAACACAGCUGGGCUGGACAUAUUUGCUAAAUUUUCUGCCUACAUUAAGAAUUCAAACCCAGCUCUCAAUGACAACCUGGAGAAGGGGCUCCUGAAAGCCCUGAAAGUCUUAGACAAUUACUUGACAUCCCCUCUCCCAGAAGAAGUGGAUGAGACCAGUGCUGAGGAUGAGGGCAUCUCUCAGAGGAAGUUUCUGGAUGGCAAUGAGCUCACUCUGGCUGACUGCAACCUGUUGCCAAAGCUCCACAUAGUACAGGUGGUCUGUAAGAAGUACCGGGGAUUCUCCAUUCCGGAUGCGUUUCGUGGAGUGCAUCGAUACCUGCGCAAUGCCUAUGCUCGGGAAGAGUUUGCCUCCACCUGUCCAGACGAUGAGGAGAUCGAGCUGGCCUACGAGCAAGUGGCCAAGGCCCUCAAAUAAGCCUCUCCUGGGGCUCCUUCUCCCCCCUCCUCCAUUUCCUCCACAAAGGCCCUGGGUGUUUUCCACAUGGCUACGCAAUGGAAAUGGACACACUCCAAAAUGGGGCAGUGGGCACAGAAUCCAGGAGCAUUUGUGCAGGGCUUGCUGGGGGUGGGGGGUGGGGGUGAGGAGAAAGGAUGGGAGAUCUGGGUGAGAUUUUUAUUGUGGGGUGGGGUGGGUAGGACGACGUUGUUUCAGUAAUAAAAUACAGAAUGAAAA
Phacochoerus africanus (Common warthog) is the source of this 1211-nucleotide messenger RNA. RefSeq names its product chloride intracellular channel 1 (gene CLIC1). NCBI's taxonomy places the organism in Eukaryota, Metazoa, Chordata, Mammalia, Artiodactyla, Suidae. The coding region runs from base 228 to 953 and encodes 241 amino acids. The transcript is spliced from 6 exons. The record is from RefSeq and is a predicted model, not a curated record.